UAUUGUUUUUUUAUCGGGAGUAUACAUGAAUAUAAUAACGUAAUGUUUACUUGAUUUCCUACGCUCGUUUUUAGUCUUUUUGAUUCUUUGUUGACAAGAUCGUAGUCUCUUUCGUCUUUUUCUGCUUUUGGGUUUUCACUUUAUCUCUUCUCGUAUUUCUGUGUAGUGGGAAACCAGACAUUUUUGUUUAGUUGUAUUGUACUAAUUUUCUUGCUUUAUACUCACCUUUUUUCUCUCUCUCUGAACUGUCCACUGCCUCAUUUACCAAGUUUUUCUUUGUUGUUGCAUAGCCAAACGAGGAAAAGGACAUGUAAAUGCCUUUGUUCCUGUUUAUGCAUUCCCUUUCAGAUUUCUGGUUUCAUUAUCCAUUCAAACAGCAUCCAGCAUGUUUUGUCUUUGAUUGUUAAGGAAAGACCCGAUUUUUCUGAGUUGUAAAGUGGUUCAUAUUUUGAGCUGAGAGAAUAUUGGGAAUCAGGAUUGUGGGCUUGGUUGACCAGACUUGCUAUCCCAGCAACUUGAUGUGAGAUCUAGAGUGAAAAUAGGGACAACUUGACCUUAUAUUCAUCAGAUGUCAGCAUUCUGGAGUUGAGCAAAUGGGUUGUUGUGUCUCGACAAGCAGUAGAAGUACUUGUAGCAGCAAGAGCAAUGGAGAUACGGUCUCUCCAUCUUGUUUAGAAAUUGGAUUCUGUGGGCAGAAGAGAACAAGACGAACAUUCUCUGAUCAUGUUAUUUCUCUUCACCAUUUACCAUCCUUACCUAGCAGAAUUUUCUCUAAUGGAAAGAGCCGGGGUUCGUGCAUCUUUACGCAGCAGGGCCGCAAGGGUAUUAAUCAGGAUGCCAUGAUUGUGUGGGAAGAUUUCAUGUCUGAAGAUAUGAUCUUUUGUGGUGUUUUUGAUGGGCAUGGUCCGCACGGUCAUCUUGUUGCACGCAAAGUUAGGGAUGCUCUACCUCUUAAACUGCUAUCAUUUUUGCAUUCUUCUGAAUCAAAGCGAAAUGGGUCUGGUAAAACUUGCUUCAAAGGGAAUGUAAAAUCUGAUAGUGUAGAAUUUGAGAAGGAUUGCUCCACAGAGGAUAAAAUGAACUCUAUGUGGAGAGAAGCUUUCAUGAAGGCAUACAAGGCUAUGGAUAAGGAGCUCAGGUCCCAUCCAAAUUUGGAUUGCUUCUGCAGUGGGAGCACUGCUGUGACUAUAGUGAAGCAGGGUUCCAAUCUGUUCAUGGGCUAUAUUGGGGAUUCUCGGGCAAUCAUGGGAUCAAAGGAUAGCAAUGAUUCAAUGGUGGCUAUUCAGUUAACUGUGGAUUUGAAGCCUGAUUUGCCAAGGGAAGCAGAAAGAAUUAAGCGCUGCAAAGGUAGGGUAUUUGCUUUGCAAGAUGAGCCUGAAGUGCCUAGGGUGUGGUUGCCCUUUGAUGAUGCACCAGGAUUAGCAAUGGCCAGAGCCUUUGGAGAUUUCUGCUUGAAGGAGUAUGGAGUGAUUUCUAUCCCCGAGUUUUCCCAUCGGCAGCUUACUGACAGAGAUCAAUUCAUUGUUCUUGCAUCAGACGGGGUGUGGGAUGUUUUAAGCAAUGAGGAGGUGGUUGAAAUAGUAUCUUCAGCACCAACACGAUCAUCAGCAGCAAGGAUUCUGGUAGAUUCUGCUGCCAGGGAGUGGAAACUGAAAUACCCUACUUCAAAGAUGGAUGACUGCGCUGUAGUAUGCUUAUUUUUGGAUGGGAAAAUGGACUCAGAAUCUGAUUAUGAUGAACAAGGCUUUUCGUCUGCAACCAUACAGAGCAACCAUUCAGGUAACCCCAUUGAGUCAGAUGAUGGACAAAAGUCUGAGCCAUCAUUGCAGAGGAACUUCACUGUGAGAUCCUCAGAAGAAAAUGAGACUAAUGUAGCACUAACUGUUGAUGUCGAAGAUGGAACAUCAUCAGCUGAUGAUCAAAACUGGUCAGGUUUGGAAGGGGUCACUCGUGUAAACUCACUUGUCCAACUUCCUAGAUUUUCUGAGGAAAGGCCAAACUCUUGAAUUUAUUUGUUGAUUUCGUGGGGACUGUUAUUGUAAUACUUGGCACAACACUGAAUUCAAGAAAGAAAAUUUUUCUGGAGGGGUAUCAUUUUGAUGCUCUUUUGUGGGCUAA
This is a messenger RNA of Vigna radiata var. radiata (mung bean), 2118 nucleotides long. RefSeq names its product probable protein phosphatase 2C 52. Lineage: Eukaryota; Viridiplantae; Streptophyta; Magnoliopsida; Fabales; Fabaceae. The record is from RefSeq and is a predicted model, not a curated record. Gene Ontology annotation, molecular function: protein serine/threonine phosphatase activity. The transcript has 6 exons. Bases 594 to 2006 code for a protein of 470 amino acids. Gene Ontology annotation, biological process: protein dephosphorylation.